Molecule: messenger RNA, 2986 nt
Organism: Paramisgurnus dabryanus
Lineage: Eukaryota; Metazoa; Chordata; Actinopteri; Cypriniformes; Cobitidae
Source: RefSeq, a predicted model, not a curated record
GGGGUUGGGGUUAGGGAAGAGGUUUGGGUAAGUGGAAUAAGUUGACAUGCACAUGCAAAGAUACUUAUAGACAGUUGAAUGUCUGUUGAGAUAUCAUCACAAUAAAGUGUUAGUAGAUAUUAAGCAGACAGUUUACUAAUUCUCUAAAGAUUGUUAGUUGAUAAGUAGUUGCAAAGUUACUUAUAAUAAGUAAAAUGUCUAAAGUGGACUAUCGAAAUAAAGUGUUACCCUUUAUAAUAUUCUGAAUGUGUCCUCUGGAGACUGCAGCCUUCGGAUUGAGAAUUGGCCAAAGUCGAACAAACCUCUUAUCUUUGGUGGUGUGUUUACACUUUUGUGGGUCAUAUCUGAAAAAAAUCUGAAUCAGGUCAUUUAAACAUAGCAAAUUAUCACUCAUGCAUUUCUUUUUGAUUUAAUACUAAAGGCAUUUGUAUUUAAUCAGGUAAAAAUCUAUCCCCUAAAAUCUCAAAACUAUCACGAGUGCUUGCUUAUCAGACUGAUUAUUUUAUUACGCCUGGUAUAUGGCCAUAUCUGAACACGCACAUUGUAAACACAUGCAGCAUAGAACAGAUUCAGUUUGUUUUAACAGGUGAUUUAAGUUCACAAGCUCUUUACUGGUGUAAAACAGAACUUACAGCAGUACAUACAGUGUGUCAGUCAGCAUGCUGGGUUCUUUGGUUGUUGCGUGGAUAUGCAUAUUCCUCUUAUUCCUCUUCAUUCGGAUCCGAAAGCCCAAGAACUUUCCCCCUGGACCUCAACCUCUUCCAGUAUUUGGAAAUCUGCUUCAUCUGGACAUUGCCAAUCCUUUGAAAGAUUUUAAAAGAUUUGCAGAACGCUAUGGGAAGCUUUAUGGCCUGUUUUGGGGAUCAAAACCAGCAGUGGUUCUUAAUGGUUUCGAGGUUAUGAAGGAAGCUCUGCUUACUAAAGCUGUAGACUUUUCAGGACGGCCUCAGGAAUUUAUGAUCAAUCAUAUGACAGAGAAUAAAGGUGUUAUUUUUGCCGACUAUGGCCCUGGUUGGAAGGAACAUCGACGUUUUGCUCUCAUGACCCUGAGAAACUUUGGUUUGGGGAAGCAAACAAUGGAAGAGAGGAUUCUGGGAGAGAUCUCACAUAUUGUUGCUUGUUUGGAAGAAAAUGCUGGAAGAACGGUGAGUCCCCAGACCUGGUUCCACAAUGCUGCAUCAAAUGUUAUCAGUUUGGUUCUGUUUGGAACGCGCUUUGACUACAGUGAUGAAUUUCUAACACGCUAUGUUCAACUUAGUAACGCUAUUUCAAAGAUCCUCAAUGGACCAUGGAACAUGAUAUACGACACAGUUCCUGCAUUGAGAUGCAUUCCUCUACCGUUUAGAAAAGGUUUUAAAGUCGUUGAGGAGAUAAAAAAUAUGACUUUGACUUUGAUCAACAAGCACAAGAAGACCAGAGUCCCAGGAGAGCCGAGAGACUUCAUUGACUGCUAUCUGGAUGAGCUUGAUAAGAGAGGGAAUGAUGGCUCCACCUUUGAUGAAUCCCGGCUCAUCAUGUACAUUGUGGAUUUGCACUUUGCAGGGACUGAUACAACGUCCAACACCCUCCUAACUGCAUUUCUCUACCUCAUGAAUCACCCCGAAGUUCAGGCGAGAUGUCAGCAAGAGAUUGAUGAAGUUCUGGAAGGUAAAGAUCAGGCGUCGUAUGAAGACAGACACAAUAUGCCGUACACCCAGGCUGUGAUUCAUGAAGUUCAGCGUGUGGCACACACCGUACCACUGAGUGUGUUUCACUGCACCACCAAAGACACAGAACUGAUGGGUUACAACAUCCCAAAAGGAACUCUUGUUAUUCCUAAUCUUACUUCUGUACUGAAUGAAGAAGGUCAGUGGAAGUUUCCUCAUGAGUUUAAUCCAGCCAACUUUCUGAAUGAUGAGGGCCAGUUUGAGAAACCUGAAGCCUUUAUGCCAUUUUCUAUCGGACCCCGUGUGUGUCUCGGUGAGGGUCUUGCUCGUAUGGAGCUCUUCCUGAUCAUCGUCACUCUGCUGCGUCGAUUCCAGUUUGUGUGGCCUGAAGAUGCCGGGAAACCAGAUUACACCCCUGUGUUUGGAGUUACACAAACACCUAAACCCUACAGAAUGCACAUCAAAUUCAGACAACCGUGCAAAUAAUACUAAUCAUGAUGUAUUAUAUGACUGGUCACAUAUAUUAAGGUUAACAAAAAUGAUUAAAUUUUUUUUAAUUAAAUUUCUAUAUCCUGACUAAGAAUAAGACAGUUCAGCCUCUUUGUUAAGAUCUGUUUGACGGACCGUUACUUAAAUUCUUAUACAGAAGCAUAAUAAGACUGAAGUUUACAUUUGAAUAAUUUUUUCAUGUGAUAAUCGAUGUGGGUGCAAUUGCGUCAGGUGGAAGCUCUACAAAUUGCUUAAACUCCAUAUUAAAAGCUGAGGAAAAAAGGGGGAAAUUGGAAUUGAUAGAAAUUGUUUAUGACAAUGUAAGAUAAUAAUUAACGGUUAAAACCGUAAUGCUCUAACCGGUUAACAUCAGCGAUGAAGAAAAUACAAGCUGCAAAUUACUUAGCAGCUAACUUUAUGUGUCUGAAACUGCCGAAUGUAGCAUCUAUGUACAUUUAUAUCUUUGGUCCGAGCUGGUCACUGCUGGUGCAAUUGAGUAGAUAAAAAAUGGUGUAGGCGUGUAGCCUACCGUUUCAUUACAUUUAAAGCGUAACUAAACCCCUGGUCAGAGCCUGACUCCACCCACUGGGAAUAUUUGAAACAUGCAAGAAAAGUGGGCAGAUAGAGGGGAUGAACUAAGCCCGUAUCAAGUGUGUGGUGAGAUCGUAACAACGGCGUGGUGAGCUUGAAACUGCUUACGUCACAAGGUAUUUGUUGGACCCAACAUCCAAUAGGAAAAUUCAACUGCAGUAGCCACCAUUCAACCUGAAGAGGGCAGCACUCAGACGUUUUUACACCAUAUAUUGUAGUAUUGAAACCAUAGACUGUAAAAAAAGAUAGACGUAGUGUCC